Molecule: messenger RNA, 2121 nt
Organism: Colletotrichum karsti
Lineage: Eukaryota; Fungi; Ascomycota; Sordariomycetes; Glomerellales; Glomerellaceae
Exons: 8
Coding region: 1-2121 (706 amino acids)
Biological process (GO): glycogen biosynthetic process
Cellular component (GO): cytoplasm
Molecular function (GO): hydrolase activity, hydrolyzing O-glycosyl compounds; 1,4-alpha-glucan branching enzyme activity; cation binding
Source: RefSeq, a predicted model, not a curated record
AUGGCCGCCAUCGUCGAGAACUCGGCAAACUCAAUCCCCCUCAACGGGGACCAUGUGGCCGCCGAAGGUGUUCCUACUGACGGCACUGGCGUCGUGAAGCUCGACCCAUGGCUUUCUCCGUUCCAGGACUCCCUGAAGAGGCGUUUUGCUCGCACUCAGGACUGGAUUAAGAAGAUCAAUGACACCGAGGGCGGCAUUGAGAAGUUCUCUCAGGGCACUUCCAUCUUCGGUUUCAAUGUUGAUCAAGACAACAACAUCAUCUACCGGGAGUGGGCUCCCAAUGCGACUCAGGCCUUCCUGACUGGCGACUUCAACGGCUGGGACAGAAAUUCCCAUGAGAUGAAGAAGAACAACUUCGGCGUUUUUGAGAUCACUGUUCCCGCCAACAACGGCCAAGCUGCGAUCCCUCACAACUCCAAGGUCAAGAUCUCUCUCCAACUUCCCAACGGCGAGCGUGUUGACCGCCUCCCCGCAUGGAUCAAAUAUGUGACGCAAGAUCUGUCUAUCUCCCCCGCAUAUGAGGCCCGUUUCUGGAAUCCGCCUGCGGCGGAAAAGUACGAGUUUAAGCACCCGAGACCCAAGAAGCCUCGCAGCGCUCGUGUUUACGAAGCUCACGUCGGAAUCUCCUCGCCCGAGCUGAGAGUUGCAACUUACAAAGAGUUCACUCAAAACAUGCUGCCCAGGAUCAAGAGUCUCGGCUACAACGUCAUUCAGCUGAUGGCUGUCAUGGAGCACGCAUACUAUGCCAGCUUCGGUUACCAAAUCAACAACUUCUUUGCCGCCAGCAGUCGUUAUGGCACGCCCGAAGAUCUCAAGGAGUUGGUCGACACAGCCCACAGUAUGGGGAUUGUGGUGCUUCUCGAUGUCGUCCAUAGCCACGCCUCCAAGAAUGUUUUGGACGGACUCAAUGAGUUCGAUGGCACGGAUCAUCAGUACUUCCACGAGGGCGGCCGUGGCCGACAUGAGCUUUGGGACAGCAGAUUGUUCAACUACGGCCAUCACGAGGUCAUGAGAUUCCUUCUCAGCAACUUGCGUUUCUGGAUGGACGAGUACCACUUUGACGGGUUCCGUUUCGACGGUGUUACAAGCAUGCUGUACCUGCACCACGGCAUUGGAACUGGAUUUUCUGGAGGUUACCACGAAUACUUCGGCUCAGACGCCGAUGAGGAAGCCAUCGUUUACCUCAUGAUUGCCAACGAGUUGCUUCACUCCUUAUAUCCUGAAGUCAUCACAGUUGCCGAAGACGUAUCUGGAAUGCCCGCCCUCUGCUUGCCGUUGUCAUUGGGCGGUGUUGGCUUUGACUACCGUCUUGCCAUGGCUAUUCCGGACAUGUGGAUCAAGAUCCUCAAGGAGCAGAAGGAUGAGGACUGGGAUAUCGGCAACAUUUGCUUCACUUUGACAAACCGAAGGCACGGCGAAAAGACCAUUGCAUACUGCGAGUCUCACGAUCAAGCGCUCGUGGGUGACAAGACGCUCAUGAUGCAUCUUUGCGAUGCUGAGAUGUACACUAACAUGUCGACCUUGACUCCCUUGACGCCUGUAAUCGACCGCGGAAUGGCUCUCCACAAGAUGAUCCGACUCCUCACCCACGCCCUCGGCGGUGAGGGUUAUCUCAACUUCGAGGGUAACGAAUUCGGUCACCCAGAGUGGCUUGACUUCCCCCGUGAAGGAAAUCAGAACUCUUUCUGGUAUGCUCGUCGCCAGCUGAAUCUGACCGAUGAUCAUCUACUCCGCUACAAGUUCCUCGACCACUUUGAUCGUCUCAUGAAUACCACAGAGCAGCAGUACGGCUGGCUGGCGGCGCCGCAGGCCUACAUCUCGCUCAAGCACGAGGGCGACAAGGUCAUCGUCUUUGAGAGAGCGGGUGUUGUCUUCAUCUUCAACUUCAACCCCACCGAAAGCUUCGCCGAUUACAGAAUUGGCAUUGAGGUUCCGGGAAGCUACAAGGUCAUUCUGAACACCGACCACAAGGACGUCGGUGGGCACGGACGUGUUGACGAGAACACGCGCUUCUUCACCACCGCCAUGGAGUGGAAUAACCGCAAGAACUGGACUCACGUCUACAUCCCGAGCCGAAGUGCUUUGGUCCUCGGUCUGGAGUCACCCGUUUCGCAAAACUAG